Molecule: messenger RNA, 719 nt
Organism: Strongylus vulgaris
Lineage: Eukaryota; Metazoa; Nematoda; Chromadorea; Rhabditida; Strongylidae
Source: the annotation of a GenBank genome assembly
AUGGACCGAGCUGGUGAGAGUGCGGCGGAUGAAUCGUCGGGAGAAAAUGUCACUGAUGAAGAGUUUGCAGAUGAGAUUUCUAAAUUUGAACCCUACCUAAUCACAAACAGCCCCGAACCAACAGAGAACGAUGACGGAGAAUUAUUGGUAACUUCUUCACCCAAGGUGGAAGAAAAGGGUAGAACAAAGGACGAGAAGUUUUUGAAGCCUGUUUCGACCUUUGCAAAACUGGCUCGCGUGAGAGAAACUCUUAUUGAAGAUACUCCUUCAAAUACGGUAGCUAAACCGACAAUAGUGGAAGCAAAGAAGACAACUAGCGCAGGGUCAACAGAAUCACUGGACAAAGUGCUUACACCAGAUCUGGAAGAGGAACUACCUCCACUCAAUUCGUCAAAUGAAAAAACACCAUUUAAGUCCGCAGUAGUGUCGAAAGGAAUGCCAAGCAGCCGUACUUCUGAGAAGAAAGCACUCAAGAGCAGUGCAAAAGAAUUAUUCAAACGCACAUGGAGACCAUCAGUUCCUCGUGGACCACCUCGAGUACACAUCCAAACUAAGAAUCCAAAACAAUAUUUUGGUGCAAGCAACUAUAAAAUCCACGAGAAGGAUCACAAAAAUACCGAGUUUUUUACUUCCGGUGGAAAUUCAUCAAGGCAGGGAUUGCCGAAGAAACCAAGGUAUUGUUUUGAAUAUCUAAUAAAGCUCAGAAAUGUGAAGUAAAA